Octodon degus (degu) is the source of this 3216-nucleotide messenger RNA. RefSeq names its product dimethylglycine dehydrogenase (gene Dmgdh). The transcript has 16 exons. NCBI's taxonomy places the organism in Eukaryota, Metazoa, Chordata, Mammalia, Rodentia, Octodontidae. Gene Ontology annotation, cellular component: mitochondrion. The record is from RefSeq and is a predicted model, not a curated record. Bases 96 to 2753 code for a protein of 885 amino acids. Gene Ontology annotation, molecular function: protein binding; oxidoreductase activity.
GCGCCGCCCCGGUCGCCCCAGCCGCCCCGGUCACACACCCCCUCCUUCCCGGUCUGCCCAGCCGCCCCGGCCGCCAGGCCCCUUCCUGCCUCGCCAUGCUCCUCCGCGCGGUGGCGCGUCCGCGGCUGGGUCUCGCGCUGCGCGGGGGUCCCGUCCUGUCUCAGGGUCUUCCCCACUCCCGCAGUCCCACUCAGACUCGGGGAUCCGCCCGCGCCGGGCCAGGAAGAGAAAGCCCGCCUUUAGCUGCAGAGACAAAAUGGAAAGACAGAGCAGAGACUGUGAUCAUCGGAGGUGGUUGUGUGGGCGUGAGCCUCGCCUAUCACCUGGCCAAGGCAGGGAUGAGAGAUGUGGUCCUGCUGGAGAAGUCGGAGCUCACGGCCGGGUCUACCUGGCACGCAGCAGGUUUAACAACUUACUUUCAUCCUGGAAUAAACUUGAAGAAAAUACACUAUGACAGCAUCAAACUUUAUGAGAAACUGGAGGAAGAAACUGGGCAGGUGGUAGGAUUCCAUCAGCCAGGAAGUAUCAGAAUUGCUACAACUCCUGUAAGGGUAGAUGAAUUUAAAUACCAAAUGACACGCACCCACUGGCAUGCGACGGAGCAGUACAUUAUUGGACCUGAAAAAAUCCAAGAGAUGUUUCCUCUACUUAACAUGGAUAAGAUUUUAGCUGGACUGUAUAACCCUGGAGAUGGUCACAUUGAUCCUUACUCUCUAACGAUGGCCUUGGCUGCUGGGGCCAGGAAAUACGGGGCCCUUUUAAAGUAUCCUGCCCCUGUGACUUCUCUGAAGCCCAGGUCCGAUGGAACUUGGGAUGUUGAAACCCCACAAGGAUCUCUGAGAGCAAACAGAAUUGUGAAUGCUGCAGGGUUUUGGGCACGUGAAGUAGGUAAAAUGAUUGGCCUGGAACACCCUCUCAUCCCGGUCCAGCACCAGUAUGUGGUCACCUCCACCAUCCCAGAAGUGCAAGCUCUGAAGCGAGAGCUCCCUGUGCUCCGGGACCUAGAAGGAUCCUAUUACCUCCGCCAGGAGCGCAAUGGGCUUCUGUUCGGGCCCUACGAGAAUCAGGAGAAAAUGAAGGUCCAGGAUGCAUGGGUCACCAACGGUGUUCCCCCAGGCUUUGGGAAGGAACUUUUUGAGUCUGACCUAGACCGGCUUAUGGAACAUGUGCAAGCAGCAAUGGAGAUGGUUCCAGUCCUGCAAAAGGCAGACAUCAUCAAUGUGGUCAAUGGUCCCAUCACCUACUCCCCUGACAUUCUGCCUCUUGUGGGUCCGCACCAGGGAGUCAGGAACUACUGGGUGGCUGUAGGCUUCGGGUAUGGCAUAAUCCACGCUGGGGGAGUAGGAAAGUACCUCAGCGACUGGAUCCUGCAGGGAGAGCCUCCUUUUGACCUGAUAGAACUGGACCCUAACCGCUAUGGCAAAUGGACCACAGCUCAGUACACUGAGGCCAAAGCCAGAGAAUCCUACGGAUUCAACAACAUCGUUGGCUAUCCCAAGGAAGAGCGUUUCGCUGGGCGGCCCACGCAGAGAGUCAGCGGGCUUUAUGAGACCCUGUCACCCAAGUGCUCCAUGGGAUUCCAUGCGGGCUGGGAACAGCCGAACUGGUUCUACAGACCGGGCCAGGACACUCAGUACAGGCCAAGCUUUCGCCGCACAAACUGGUUUGAGCCGGUGGGGUCUGAGUAUAAACAAGUUAUGCAAAGAGUGGGGGUGAUUGACCUGACACCAUUUGGCAAGUUCAGCAUCAAAGGCCGGGAUUCUGCAAGGCUGCUGGACCACCUCUUCGCCAAUGCCCUUCCGAAGGUGGGUUUUACAAACAUAAGCCACAUGCUGACACCCAAAGGUCGUGUGUAUGCUGAACUGACUGUCUCUCACCAAUCUCCUGGUGAAUUUCUGUUAAUAACUGGUUCUGGAUCCGAACUCCAUGAUCUUAGAUGGAUUGAAGAAGUAGCCAUCAAAGGUGGAUACAACGUUGAGAUUAGAAACAUAACCGAUGAGCUGGGCGUCCUCGGAGUUGCGGGGCCACAUGCGAGGAGGGUCUUGCAGAAGCUGACCUCAGAAGACCUCAGUGAAGGCGCCUUUGCUUUUCUGCAGACCAAGUCCUUCAAGGUUGCUGGGAUUCCCGUCACUGCUAUUAGGAUAUCAUACACAGGUGAGCUGGGAUGGGAGCUGUACCACAGGCUAGAGGACUCCGUGGCUCUCUACGAGGCUGUCAUGACUGCAGGCCAGCAGGAGGGCAUCAGCAACUUUGGGACCUACGCCCUGAAUGCUCUACGACUGGAGAAAGCCUUCCGAGCCUGGGGCGCCGAGAUGAACUGUGAUACAAAUCCUUUGGAAGCUGGACUGGAAUAUUUUGUCAAGUUAAACAAGCCGGCAGACUUCAUAGGAAAGCAGGCACUGAAACAGAUUAAAGCCGAGGGGCUGACCCGGAGGCUUGUCUGCCUCACCUUGGCGACGGAUGAUGUGGACCCAGAGGGGAACGAAAGCGUCUGGCACCGUGGCCAGGUGGUGGGCAACACAACAUCUGGCAGCUUCAGCUACAGCAUCCAGAAGAGCCUGGCAUUUGCUUAUGUCCCUGUCGAGCUAAGUGAAGUGGGACAACAAGUGGAAGUCGAACUACUAGGUAAAAAUUACCCUGCCACCAUCAUACAAGAACCCUUGGUACUGACAGAACCAGCUAGAAGCCGACUCGAGAAAAAAGGCAAAAAGGACAAAACUGAAAAAAGCUCUCACCAUUCAGCCGAAUUCUAGUUACUUUAUUACUGUUCUUAAAAUUAUUAUAAUUGGUUCCCAGGGGGAAUAAAGGAUCCCAAGAAUGCAUUCCAAAACCCCUAAGCAUCUAGACUUAGACUCUUAAUAAAACCUUUCUCUUGUUUUCUAAGUAAAAUAGGAUAAUAAAUGAGUGACUUACACCAUUCUUUCAAAUGAAAUAUGAAGUGAAUUUUUAAAAUCUCAACUUGUUGCUUAUGAGAUCCAAUCAAUAAAAUGGUAGGUGCUUGCUGAUCCGCAGCCAUUCUUGUAACAAUUUAAAAACUUUAUAUAAUUUUAAGAACAUGAAAACAAAUUAGUAAAUUUUCUUUCACAUAAAAACAAACACAAUACUACUGCUGGAUUUGUUUCAUUGAGAAAUCUUUCCCCAUAUGAAUAAGUAGUAAUUUUAAUUUUUUUGUAAUAUAUCUAUGAUAAAAAUAAUAAAUCUUAAUAUCAAUUUUCA